Molecule: messenger RNA, 891 nt
Organism: Rubroshorea leprosula
Lineage: Eukaryota; Viridiplantae; Streptophyta; Magnoliopsida; Malvales; Dipterocarpaceae
Source: the annotation of a GenBank genome assembly
AUUCGAAAAUGGUAUCAGAUAAAAAAAAUAGAAAUUAUUAAGAGGUGUAUUGUCACUCAUAGUCCGCAAAUUGGUGAAAACCCCAGAAGGUCCACAAGGAUAAUCUGUGGGGGACUUUAAUUAUAGGCAUGAUCUUGCAUCAAGCUCUAGCGGAUCAUCACCCUGGCUAUCAAAUCCUUCUUGAAUUUCAAAUUCAAAUCCUAGCCUUUCUGGAGUAAAGCGACCGGCACCACCAAGGAAUCAAGAACUUCCAAGUGGCAAUGCUUCUUCAAGGCCAGGGUCUAGUUCAUUUCCUAGUAUUUCGGGAGUAAAGCGAUCAGAACCAUCAGGUGAUCCACAAUUUCUGCAGCCUCAACGACUGCAAUCAUUCACCAAUGAUGACAUGCUGAAGCCUCAAGCAAAUAACUUGUUCUAUGAAGUCUGUCAAGUGCCAUGUUCAGGUCUCUUUAACAAUAAGCAGCAUAUAAGUAGUAAGAAGCACCAUUUGAAAGUACAAAAAUAGGAGUUCAGUAGAAAAGACACCGGGAUGACUGUUUAGUAGAAAACCAGGGAGGUAGAAAGUGGUGCAGUUUGUGUAGAAUUUGGUGCAUGAAUGAUGACCCUGAUGAAGCUUCAUUUAGCAGGACAAACGCACAUGAAAGAACAAGACCGGUUAAAGCUUGCACAGAUUGGUGAGAUAAUAGAGCAGCCAACGUGGUGCAAAUUGUGUGGCAUUGAGUUUCCUGAUGGACGUGCUCUCCAUGUUACGGCCGUAAAUGAGUCGAGUUGAGCCAAGUAUUAAUUAAAGUGUUUAUCCUUGAUCUCAGCGAUUGACUCUAGUAGCUCAUUACUAAUUUUUUUUUUUUUCCUUUUUUAUGAUUUUAGAUUGCACAAUAGAAAGUACCACUUUUC